AUUAUACUAAUAGAACCUGCUAUUCAAAAAAACUCUAUUCAAGGGAAUUAUCUAAUCAUAUAUGAGUUGCUAAGUUUAUGGCUGAAAAAGGAAAAGAAGAUGUUUCCAAAGGAGAAACAGCAAGAGAGGCAGACACUGAAAGUUCUUCCGAGAAGGAUAAAGAAGAGAACUUGUUGCAAAGACUUUUAGCAAGAUUUAAUGUUUCUGUGGAAGGUGAACAGSAAGAAAAAGAAAAACCAGAGCAACUACUUGAAGAGGUUACUUUUGAAGGAAUCGCCAAGUUCAUGAAAACUGAUAAAUGUAAAAAUGUAGUUGUAAUGACAGGCGCAGGUGUGUCGACAUCUGCUGGUAUUCCUGAUUUCAGAACACCAGGAACUGGACUGUAUGAUAACCUUCAAAAGUAUAACCUUCCUUCCCCUCAAGCAGUAUUUGAGAUUGAUUACUUUAAGGCAAAUCCUGAACCAUUUUUCAAACUUGCAAAGGAGAUUUAUCCUGGAUCAUUCAAGCCAACAAUUGCUCAUUACUUCAUAAAACUUCUUGAAGAUAAAGGCUUGUUACACAGAAUCUACACACAAAAUAUUGAUACYCUCGAGAGACGAUCUGGCAUAUCUGGUGACAAAAUAGUAGAAGCACAUGGAACGUUCCAUACUGCACAUUGCCUUGAUUGCGGUAAAGAAUACUCACAASAAUUUGUCAAGGAUGAAGUAUUUGAAGACAAAGUUCCCAAAUGCACAGAAUGUGAAGGAUUGGUUAAACCAGACAUCGUAUUCUUUGGUGAAUCUUUACCAUCAAGGUUCGUUCAGCUGGUAUACCCGGAUAUGGCAGCAUGCGACUUGUUGAUUGUCAUGGGAACAUCGUUGGUGGUCCAACCAUUUGCUUCUAUUAUCGAUAGAGUUCCAGAAACAACCCCAAGACUUCUAAUAAACAGAGAAAAGGCUGGAUCUAGGGAGGGAAGCUGGAUGAACUUUCUGUUUGGUGGAGGUGGAUUUUGUUUUGACAGUGAAGAUAAUUACAGAGAUGUUGCUUGGCUGGGGAAUGCUGAUGAUGGCUGUCUUGCACUGGCUGAUUUACUUGGUUGGAAGGAUGAGCUGACAGAGAUGGUUAAAAAAGCUCACAAAACUAUUGAUGAUGCAAAUAAAGAAACUGCCACCAAGGCGUCGCCCAAGAGUCCUACAACUGUUGGUCUGAAAAAAACUGUUGCAAAACCUUCUCCUAAAUCUACUGUAUCUGCAAGUGGAAAAGAUGAGCUCUGCAAGAAUAAAAGUCCUUCUCCAAAGAAGCCUGUGUCAGGCAGCAAAGAAGGUGAAGUUGCCAGCAAGAAUAUCCAGCAGGCAGUGGACGACAUCAGUGAUGAAUUAUCAAAAACGUCUCUYGAAGACACCAGCCAAGCUGGUGAUAAAUCAAAAAUGUGAUAUUURCAAGAAUACUAUACCAMAUCAAUUUUAUCAAUGAYAUUUUCGUGCYUGYACAAGCAAAAYAUCUAUGGGAAUUUUSUAUUCGCGCCCCAUAACACGGAAUCUUAAAUCCGUGAAAAUUGACUGAGAUCUAUGGUCCGGAAUCUGAGUCCGCUUUCAUAGAAUCCGACUUCGAUAAAGCUGUGGAAUCCGGAAUCCAGGAGUUUGAGUUUCUGGYUUUUCAAUCAUUCCCGUGAGAUUCAAAAGAUAAAAGACCGGCUGCCAUGUUGAGCAAUAGUUUCUAGUGAGGAAUCCUUCCUUUGUUGAAGUUCAUCCAAGAUGGCCGCUGUGACKAAAACGAAAAAUUCUGGAUCCAAUAACGUAGUGGAUUCCGUGGGGCAAUUAUAUAUGGGAGGAAAUUUGAAAGCUCACACGUGUUAUUAUGGCACCUCUAAAUUGCAAUCAAUCAGUCUAUAAUACUAAAACCACUAUAUUUAAUUAAUUUUUUACGGAACAUGUUCGCUGGUGUCGUCGCUGGCUGACUCAUGUUCCCAACACAGAAUUCACUUCCUUUUUUAUACCACGUUUAUUUACCGGCAACUAUUUUUAUUGCAUUUUCUAAUUAUUCAAUUAGACGCACCGGGACUAUCAACUCGUAUUAAGUUUCCGAGUGGUCUAAUUGUUUUAGUAUCAACCAAAAAGACAAUACUAUAAGAAUCGGUUUCUCUCGACAUUUUUCGAGUGUUCUUUGCGUCAUUCGAUGUGACCAUUGACAUUUAGAAUAGCGCAUAGUUCAUAGUUUGGUGGAUACUAAAUGAACCUUCAUUGGACACAGGAAAGUAAAAAUAAAUAAAUAUAUCAUAUAUAAAUGAAUAAAUUUCGAAUAUCAAGUCCUUAUUUCAGCCUCGAAUUGUGUCUUCAGCUCAGCUGAUGUUUAGAUCCGCCAUACUGAAGAAAUUUGAGGCUAACAAUUUUUUUAUGUAUGCACGCAGUAUAAAAAUGUAUUUUCAAGCAACAAAUAUGUUUUAUUAUUAAAUUAUAACAAUGAAAUUUCUUUCGCAUGCUGUAUGCAUUAUUUACAAAGUCAUUAAAAUAUUUCACAAUACA
Exaiptasia diaphana is the source of this 2501-nucleotide messenger RNA. RefSeq names its product NAD-dependent protein deacetylase sirtuin-2. Lineage: Eukaryota; Metazoa; Cnidaria; Anthozoa; Actiniaria; Aiptasiidae. Gene Ontology annotation, molecular function: NAD+ binding. Bases 78 to 1412 code for a protein of 444 amino acids. The record is from RefSeq and is a predicted model, not a curated record. The transcript is spliced from 14 exons.